GUGACAUAAAUGUAGAAUGCGACAGACGUCACGUAUAAUCAGCUGUUACCAUCUACAACAACAAAACACCCCCGAAUUGGCGAGUUCCCAACAAACUCUGAAAGAAAAACAAAAGAAAACACAUUUGACGUCCAGAAAUUAAAGACCCAGCAUGCCUAGUCUCAAUUGGUUUAAUUUAAAUCGCGUGGAUGGUGGGCCAUCGUACUUUGGCAGUUCAAACCGGCUUUCGGCCUCGUUAUACUGGAACGAUUGGCUAUUCGGCGUGGUCAUUACAGCAGCUGCUUUCGUCACAGUUUUGCUUCUGCUCUCACCCAUCUACAAGCACCAGUGGAGAACUGUCUCACUCGUAACUACAAGCAUUCUCAUGGGAGGUGCUUUCCUCCUGGGUUUAGUGAUGCCUUGGUGGCAGUGUGGUGGGCCGGUCUCCGUUCGAGCUCCGAUUCGAGUUCAAGAUGCAGAGGCCAUGAAUCUCACGAUCGAAGUUCACGUCGGACUCGAUUACGUCAACAUCACACUGGCACUGGAUCCCAGUCAAAAUGCACCAGCCCAACAGAAAACGGAGAAUGUGGUUCUACCUCGAUUACUGCCACGAGAUUCCAUCCAGCUGAUCACUGGAUCCUACGAGAAAGCGAGCGAUCUAAGUGUCAUCAAAUUCAACGAGCGGAUCGAACUGAAAACGGCCGAAGACAUGCGAGUGCAGUUCAGGGAAGCCCUGGAACGCGGAUUGCCUGUGCCCAUCUUGACCGUCAUCAACUAUUUUAGUCACCAGGAAGAAGGUUUCCGAUGGUCUGUCGAUUACCGAAGGGCUGGAUUCUUUUGCCAGUUCUUCCUGACGUUGACGCUCAUCAGCUGGGCGUGGAUGAACAUUUUCUUCCUCGUCAUUCCGCAGCAUGGAGCCGUUGCCAUGAUAACCACCGGUUUGCUGGGCCUGAUGGCCGUCUUUCUCUACUGGAUAUUGUUGCCAGCCUUGGACCUAGUCAUCGUCAUCAAUGGAAGCCUACUCAAAUUCAAACUGGACGGCUGUUACUGGACUGUGCUCGUCACUGGUCUGGUGGCUUUAUUGACCGGAAGCGCCAUGCUGAUUAUCGAAUUGCGUCAUCCAGGCAGUUUGGCAUUUGAUCUGGAAGUCGACUCUGACAUCAAAGAAAAAUUGAUCAACAAAGUAGUCGAGAGACGUUCGGUCAAGCAGCAGCCAUCUUUGCAGUCGCUUAAUCCGCACAAACCCAGUUUGAAGUCGAAAGUGUCGGUCGUCGACGCUACAGCAACUGCUUACGUCGAAAAGAGCGAGAUGACGUCAGACACGAAACUCGAUUCCGGAUUCGGAGUCUCGACGGAAUCGAGCAACAUCUCCGGACUCCUUUCCCACCAGAUGGAUUCGGUCACCGAUCUGGAGCAGAUUGCCACUAUGGAUGGAUCCUACUUGAAGUCGACCGUCACGAAUUUGAUUCAAGCGGAGAAGGCUCCAAAAAUUUACAGCUACACGUUCCGGCAGGGAAGAGAAUUGCCCAGCUUUCACGAGAGCACUAUUUCGUUGCACAGUGAGAUGGUGCCUCGUUUCUUGGACAGCAUUGUCGAAGAGGAUGUUGUCGUCCAUCGGUCGGCUCAUUCGCCUCCGCCGGCGGUUUCGGUGGGACCGCGACGCGUUUCCCAAUCGUCGUCGGACACGGAAAAGGAAGAAUGGCAGGAUCCGAUUGAAAUGAGCGAACCAGAACGUCAGCACCACAGUCACCACACUGAUUCCGAUGGACACAAUGAUACUUUCUGUUCUACUUACAGUUCGUCCACCAAUCCUUCUCCUAGACGUCGUUCUCAACGCGCAAUGUCAAUUGGGUCACACCGAGACAUAUUUGGACACAUACCCAAGGACGCAAAUUUAUAGCGCUACAUACGAUAUUUUGUUGAUGUCAGAGUUUUUCCUUAUUCAGUGCGUUGCAAGAAUUUAUUAAGUAACAGAAAUAAAAAACGAAUCAUUCAUUAGAAAUGUAAAAAAAACCCGUUAGUCUCUAGACUCGUUCAUUUGUCAUGUAUCGCAAUACUUUACAAUCGAUUGAAAUAUAGGAAGUAAGACGACGUCGUCUGCUUCUGUCCAA
This is a messenger RNA of Daphnia pulicaria, 2090 nucleotides long. RefSeq lists its product as uncharacterized. The transcript is spliced from 4 exons. The coding region runs from base 152 to 1879 and encodes 575 amino acids. The record is from RefSeq and is a predicted model, not a curated record. Lineage: Eukaryota; Metazoa; Arthropoda; Branchiopoda; Diplostraca; Daphniidae. Gene Ontology annotation, biological process: protein transport. Gene Ontology annotation, cellular component: endoplasmic reticulum membrane.